CGAAGACCGAAAAAAGGGGGGAAGGGGUAUGGGGUACAAUUGGGUGAUUGUCGUGUGAAGGAGAAGAGUUGAGAUUCGUGAAGGAUUCACGCCAAGAUGAUCAGUUCAGCCCUGCGAACGCGUCCUCCCGCCGUGGACCUCUCCCAACGUCUCUUACCCCACAUACACGAAGAUCCUACUCGCCACAGCCGAUACACCCUCCGCGGCUGAGCAGUCUAGACACACUCACCCGCCACGUUAAACACCUCACUUCCCAUCCCCGUGACAAUGGCCGACAUCCUCACGCAAAUGCAAGACGAGGUGGACAUGCUCCUCAACAUCAUGCAGUCACAGCUCUUCCAGAUCCGCACCAGAGCACCCCCCAGCGUACCAGAAGGUCAGCAGAAGCUCAGCUCAUUCGCCGAGAAGGAAGCAGCCGACAAGUCCGAGAACGCGACCCAGAACUCUGCGCAACCGACCCAGACAAGCGAACAUGCACCGCCGGCGCAGCCUACGAAGGAGGAGUUCAACGAUGAUUUGAAAGAGAUGGCCAAGGAUUUGGUUGUCAAGUCGCAGCAGAUCGAGAUGCUGAUUGCGAAUCUGCCGGGUGUGAAUUCGAGUGAGGCUGAGCAGGUGCAGCGUAUGAAAGAGCUUGAGAGGGAGCUGGAAGAGGUGGAAGGCGAGCGACUGCAGGCUGUUAAGGUGAAGGAGUUGCUGCUCAAGAAGGUGGAAGAGAAGAUCAUGGGCGUUGGCAAGAUGCGAUGAAAGCCAGAAAGUGUCCAGCAGCAAAUUCUCGAUACAUGUGACCCGCCCGAUGUCAAGAACCCAUGGACCUCCCGCCUCUUCUAGGACCCUCAACUAUCCUCGCUAUCUUGAACCACACUUCAGGACACAUUCUCGCCACAACGCAGGAUUGCAAUUACACUACCUGUACCUCUGCCUGUUCUCUCUCGGCGGCUCCUCAAGGCUACACUUUCUCAGAUCCCCGUCAAGGUUAACUAGCUGGACUCUCUCAGACCUUCCAGUAUGUCGUUCGC
Molecule: messenger RNA, 1016 nt
Organism: Macroventuria anomochaeta
Lineage: Eukaryota; Fungi; Ascomycota; Dothideomycetes; Pleosporales; Didymellaceae
Exons: 2
Coding region: 268-744 (158 amino acids)
Biological process (GO): regulation of transcription by RNA polymerase II
Cellular component (GO): mediator complex
Molecular function (GO): transcription coregulator activity
Source: RefSeq, a predicted model, not a curated record